Messenger RNA from Plasmopara halstedii, 891 nucleotides. RefSeq names its product Pleckstrin homology domain. The transcript has a single exon. The coding region runs from base 1 to 891 and encodes 296 amino acids. NCBI's taxonomy places the organism in Eukaryota, Oomycota, Peronosporomycetes, Peronosporales, Peronosporaceae. The record is from RefSeq and is a predicted model, not a curated record.
AUGCCAUGCGGCACUCAAAACACUACGUGCAUUUUUCGUAUAUAUCGUUCAGGUAUCUGUGGUGGUAACAUCGAGUUACCAGUCGAUUGUCGUGGGUUUUUAGUAACUCUCAUUCCACGAUCGAAUAGAGACCGUCAAAAACUUCAGUUUACUCUUCGCUAUGGAGCGAAAGGUAAGAAGCUUAAAUUUCGAGCACCCAAUGCUGAAGCUUAUAGCCACUGGAUCGCCGUUUUGCGUAAGGCAUUUAACGGUACGAGCAAAGGUGUCAAGUUGAAUCGCCAGGAGACAGUUAGUACUAUCCAUGAAAGUUGUUCUGGCUUCUCUGACAGUGACAACUUCAGCAACUCCGACGUUCAAAAUGAUCAUUUUAUUGAUUUUAGUGACGAAGUCUCGACGUGCGGACAGCGAGGAUCCGAGGCAACGAAUACACUAAUCACUAGUAUCAAACUUCUCUCUCAGGGUGGCGUCUUUGAAAUGGCUGGCAGUCUUUCAACCCCUGACGUAUCCAGUGCAAGGAAUUUUGCCAAAAGUACCGACUUUCGUAGCCAUCGAAGCUCAAUCGAGAGAGCUUUUAUUUCCCCACAAACUUUAUCACUAAGCUUGAUACCAUCUGAAGAAGGAUUUGAGAUGAUCAGUGGUCAGCAAAAGCUAUUUUGUGUCGCCAUUGACUGCGAAGGACGAGCCAUCUUUUCAGUCUAUGCGCUGCCGCAGGAAGCUCCUUCCCGGAAUGAAAUGCUGCUAAAGCUUUCACACAAACAAUGGGCUCAGUGGAUUAGCCGCGAUCUGCACGAUAGCGACUGUUUGCCUGAAGUAUAUCGCCUUACUAGCAACAGUUGCAACCGUCUGAAGCUGAGUGAAGUGCAAAGCAUCGUUCAACUGUGCCUAGCGUGA